UAGAGAAGCGACUAUGAUAGGGUCUCACUUCAAAGGAAUUGCUUCCAAGGCGUGACAAGAAACCUCAGAGCUAUUCCUCUGUCUGGGGUCCAUUCACAAUUACACAUAUUCAUUCAUUCUUUCAUUCCUGCUUUCAUCCUAAUGCUUCUUUUAUAGACAUCCUUAAUUUCAUCUUCUUCUUCUUCUUCCAUCAAUCAAUCAUCCUUUUCUUGGUUGCUUUCUUCGUCUCAUGUGUUGGUGUCUCCAUACACACAUAUAGAUACGGCUUUCCAAUUUCCUCUUCUGGGUCCUUUGCUUUUUGGGUCUGGGAAUGGCUAAUUGGAGAAAACAACAAGGUGAGAGUCAUCAUCAAGUGGCUCACUGGCGAUCCUAUUCCAACAGCAGAAAGCCUCCUUUGGACAAUUACCAUUCAAACAUGCCUGCCUGGGAAAAGAAAUUUUGUUCUUCAAUUGGCUCAGUUCCAUGGCGAAAGAUUGUAGAAACCAAGCAAUAUAUGCAUCUGUUUGAUAAUGUGGUGAACUGGGAUGACUCUGCUGGCAAGGAGGCAUUUGAAAAUGCAAAAAGGAAGUAUUGGGCUGACAUCAACGGCUUUCCCUGCAGCAUAUCGUUGCCUGAUCCAGACAUUUACAUCGAUAAUGUAGAUUGGAAUGCAAUUGUUGACCCUGAACUUAUUCUGGAUUUGGAAAGAGAAGCAUUAAGAGUCCCUUGUAAGGGAGUGGUAAGAAAUGAUCAAGAUGUUGUGAUUAUUGGUGGUGCUCUAUACUUAAAUGAUCAGAAGCUUCCAUGUACUGGAUGGGGGGAUGAUGAAGAGGAACAGCCAAAGCCUUCUGCUCCAACUACUGCUAUCACAUGCGGGGGGACAAACCUGCAUGAACACAAUGAAGUAGAAUUUGGACAACAACAGGAUCAUGCCGACCCUGCAAAAGAAGUCGAAUUGCAAGGUUGGAAGAAUGAUUCUUGGGGCUGGAAUCAUAGGGAACAGUGUGGUGGUGGUGGUGGUGACAUGAACAAAAUGGGAAGAGGAAGAAACGGUGGUGGAUAUGGUAAUUGGGGAACAUGUGAUGGCCAUUACAGAAGGAGAGAAAACAAUGCUUGGUCUAAAACCCCUCAUGCAUAUAAUGGUAACAAUAAUGAGAAUAAUGUGAAUAGGGGAAGAAGAAACUACAGAGGUGGAGGAGGAAGAAAGGGGAAUUUGAUUUAUGUGCCUAAGGAGGUUCUUCCUACACCUGCUGCAUGGUAAAAAGAAUACAAAACAAAGGCUAAGUGUCAAAGACCUUAGACUGAGACUGCAAUGACUUUAAUGAAACUUCUAGGAGGUUAGUUUUGUGAAGGUGGCUAAAGAUAUAAAUUUUGUUAUGUUAGUAAAACAUGUAAGAUAAAGUAGCUUAUAUGACAAGACAGAAUUUUAUAUUUGAAUACAUUUGUAUGGAAGGCCUAUGGUAUAUUUUGGAGUUUAUAGUCUAAGUAUAGUAGUCCCUUAUGUGGUGAUAGGUUUAUUAUGUAUAUGCUGAGAAAGUAUGCAUAGAUGAAGCAAAAUCGUUUAUUCUUGUUUC
Molecule: messenger RNA, 1553 nt
Organism: Vigna radiata var. radiata (mung bean)
Lineage: Eukaryota; Viridiplantae; Streptophyta; Magnoliopsida; Fabales; Fabaceae
Exons: 3
Coding region: 311-1240 (309 amino acids)
Source: RefSeq, a predicted model, not a curated record